AUGUUUACCAGUAGCCAUGGAAACUCGCGUUCUCGGCAUUCCAAAGUGGGGACCAACUUUACAGCUCGUGAAUCUGAUUGGUCAGUAGCUGCAGCUGGCGGGAGGACACCGCAUGCAGACCGGCAACAGCCGCUUCUUCUUUAUCUCCCGCCACCUGCAGCUGUUCCUCAGUCGUCGAGAAAGAGAGGUUGGCGAGAAGGAGACUUCGUGCAAGCUCCCGCAGUUUCCUUCACCAAAUUACGAAAUUCGCUGGAGAUGUGUUAACGCCCCCUUUGUCGCGGCGGAGAGGGCGUUUGGGAGUCAGUUUUUAUUGGGGAUUUGUACAGCUGGUUCCGGGUGAGAACGAGAGAAAUUUGUGUUUCUACUGCAGUGGAGUACAAAUAGAGGAAGUCGUCAGCAGUUUUUUAGUUUACCAGGAAUCGUUCGCAGUCUCCGGAUCGUUGGAAGAGUUGUGUGGCAAGCCGAGCGAGCAGCGGCGGGGACGAUGAGCAGCGACAAGAGCGAGAGCGAGUCGACGCUGAACGGGCCGGUGCUGGUGAACGGGAUGGAGAUGGAGGGAGCUGGACGGGAGUCGCCCGGUGUGGGGGUCAGCGGGAACAAGCCAAUGGUGAACGGCGACCUGCGAGACGUGGGAGACGGCGGCGAGGCCGACUUUGUCGCAGUUAAGACACCGCUCGACGGCAUUAACAACUCUACACACGAAGACGCGGCAGUGAAGCAAUCUUCCUCAGUGUCCCUGAUAGUUAGUGGUGGGUCUGCGAAAGCAGCUAUUGGCGCCACUAGCAAGCCUCGCUCCUCGUCCUACCACUCCAGACCCCAGCAGCACAGACUUCCUCCCCUUGGCUACUAUCGCUAUGUCCUACCUGCCACCCACCAGCCCACACCUCUCUUCUACUCUCCUCAGACCUACCUUGGAAGUGGAGGUAUGCAGGGAGGAGGUAUGCAGGGAGGAGGUAUGCAGGGAGGAGGUAGCCAACUCAGCAGUACCAAUCUGUACAUCCGCGGACUCUCUGAGAAAUGCUGCGAUGAAGAUCUCACACGCAUGUGCCAGCAGUAUGGGAAGAUUGUCUCGACCAAAGCCAUUCUAGACAAGGAGACCAACUGUUGCAAAGGAUAUGGAUUUGUUGACUUUGAGAACCCAGCGGAUGCGAUGAGGGCAGUACACAGUCUCAUGGCUGCCGGAGUGAUGGCUCAGUUUGCCAAGGUACCACAGCAACAAGAACAAGACCCCACUAAUCUCUACUUCUCCAAUCUCCCAAAGACCUUUGAUGAAAAGGAACUGGAGGGUCUGGUGUCUCCAUAUGGAGCCAUCAUUAGCACCAGGAUCCUCAGAGACCAGAACAACACAAGUAGAGGAGUGGGAUUUGUCAGGCUGGACACGAAGGAGAGCUGCGAGAAAACGAUAGAGAUGUUGAACGGGAGCACCCUGCAGGACUCCUCGGAGCCUCUCAUGGUCAAGUUUGCCGACAGCAGCUCCAACAAGAAGAGACAGUAUGUCACAGGUCGCUGGAGAGACAUAGAGUACAUGUAUGAUGGGAGUCACAUGCUGGCUCAGAAUGGACUGGUUGGGUCAAGAGUGGUACAGCAAGGCAUGUUGGCCUCACAGUAUCUGCAGACCCCCACCCACCAAAUGUCUGGGUAUCAGGUAAAGCCUUUGUGACCUCACUGUGGAUAGUUCUCUCUCUCUACCUUCUUACCAUCCACCCCCUCCUUCUCUCUCUCUCCCUCCCUCUCUCUACUCUCUCCAGGUCCCAGUCUCACAGACUAUGUCCACUGGAGCAUGGCAGCCAACAUACUAUGUACAACCUUCUACACAGGCGGCUCUGGGAACCAGCAGUGGUGUGGAGGGUGUGGCCUCCAACAUCUCCUCACAUCUGAACCAUCUCCACAUCUCCACCUCCUCACCGUACAACACGGCCACACCACACCAGCCAGCCGGCUACACUGCGUCUCAUACGACGGGGGCCACCUACCAAUUUGCACCCCACACUGCACCAGUGACUCAGUACGCUCAGCAGACUGGUGCCGGCUGGACUUUCUCCCACCACCUCCCUCAGCAGGACCAUGUGUCGGAGGUACAGAAUGGGAACAGCGAGGGCAAGGGUCAUAUGCAAGUGUUUCAAGCCACUGCAGACCACACACCCUCAUUAGGGAAAGAUGACCAGCACUCUAUUCAUCUCUACUACCCUAAUAACUGGGUGGGGAAAUGAGGGCACACGGUUCAAAGGUCACGUAUCCUCCACAGAUGACUGUCAGCUCUAAAACAUUUUCACACAAGCAUUUUUCUGCCGUUUUUUUGUCUCUUCGCUUUUUGUCUUCAGAAGUCCCUUCUGUUUGUGUCAGCAACCAACGGACCACUUACAAUGCUCUCUCUCUGUCCGACUAAUAAUAGAUCUGCAACCCUCACCCCCUCCUCCCCUCACAUGUACUGUCCAUCACUGUGACUCCGCCCACCCGUUGGGCGGAGGUCAUAGGUCACCUCACCAGAUUUACAUAUGUCAUGAUGGUUUCAACUCCUGUCUUUGUCAACACUGCUGCAUAGCGCAUGCGCUGCUGCAUGCGCUGCUACUGCGCAAUGGGUCAACAACUCGUUAUGGUGUUGAUCAUGCA
Molecule: messenger RNA, 2610 nt
Organism: Geodia barretti
Lineage: Eukaryota; Metazoa; Porifera; Demospongiae; Tetractinellida; Geodiidae
Source: the annotation of a GenBank genome assembly